AUGAUUGUUAUUGAACUAAAUUGUUUCGAUCUUCUAAUUUUGUUGAAUCUUCUCUUUUAUAAAAAUUUUAGCUUUGAAUAUGAUUAAAUUGUCAUCUGGACACGACAAUAAAACGAGCAAAAAUAGUCAUAAAAAUGGAACAGCUCAUGAAAAAUCAGCACGUGAGAAGAAUCCUGCGUCAAGCAGUACAAUUGUGGCUCAUUUUGGCGCCGAUUCCGUUAAAAUGAUUGCUGAAUCUAAUGGUAUCGCAAAUUUAUCCGAUGAUGCGGCUAGAUUCCUUGCAGAUGAUAUUACAAUGAAGCUGAAAUGUGUAGCUCAAGAUGCUAUGAAGUUUGUCGUUCAUGGUCGACGUACGAUGAUAUCAGUUUCAGAUAUUGACCAUUCGUUAAAACAUAAAAAUAUUCCGCCUAUGUUAGGUUAUACAGAUAAAGAGUUGCUUCCAUUCCGCUUUGCAUCUGGUGGUGGAAGAGAAUUAUAUUUUCAAGAAGAAAAAGAAGUUGAUCUUCCUGAUAUACUUGGCAUGUCUUCGUUGGCCAAACUGCCUCAAGAUGUAGCGAUCAAAUGUCAUUGGCUAAGUAUUGAAGGCGUUCAACCGGCCAUACCAGAAAACCCUCCACCAUUAUCGAAAGAUCGUCUUCGUUUAGAUGGUAUUGAUCCAUCAAUGGUUUUGAAGCUUCAAAACACACCCGGUAUUCAAACUAAUAAAUUCAUUACACAAAAACCGAAGAAAAUGGUCGAAGUUAUCAAGGUUAAACAAUAUGCCACUCAUGAAUUAUCGAUGGAACAACAGCUAUAUUAUAAAGAGAUAACUGAAGCCUGUGUUGGUUCCGAUGAAAGUCGACGCAUCGAAGCCCUUCAAAGUUUAACUUAUGAUUCUGGAUUACAUCAAAUGCUUCCUCGAUUAUGUACAUUCAUCUCGGAAGGUGUCAAAGUCAAUGUUGUCCAAAAUAAUUUAGCUUUGUUGAUCUAUUUGAUGCGAAUGGUUAAAGCCUUGCUAGAUAAUCAUAAUUUGUAUCUGGAAAAAUAUCUUCACGAUCUUAUACCAACGGUAUUGACAUGUGUUGUAUCCAAACAGUUAUGUUUACGGCCCGAACAGGAUAAUCAUUGGGCAUUAAGAGAUUUUGGCUCUCGUUUAAUGUCGCAAAUCUGUAGAAAUUUCAAUACAAAUACAAAUAAUAUUCAAGUUCGUGUUACUCAAUUAUUGAGUCAUUCAUUAGACAAAGAACGUAUUGCUUUAUCAUCUUUAUAUGGUGUGAUUGCCUGUUUAUGCGAAAUGGGACCCGAAGUUCAACGAGCUUUUCUACUGAAACGUGUCAAAAUGAUUGGCGAUCGUAUCCGUACCAAUGUGGAAGGUAUGAACAUCUCGUCUGCUGAUAAGGCCGCUGCUGGCCAUAUUGAAUCACUCAUACUUCGAAAUUUACCAACGACCAUUAAGAAUCUACGUUCACCUCCUGACAUCGUUGAAGAGUAUCGUCAAGAAUAUGGAUAUCUAGGUCCACAAUUACAUAUGGCUGUCGUAAACCAACGUUCAAAAGAGGGAUCAAAUACACAUCGAAUCAAUAUUUCAGGUAAUACUCAAUCGACGAGUGGUUCAAACCUUCCGUAUCGUCGUGUGAAUAAUUUAUCAUCAGUUUCGACGUCCCAACAAGCAAAAUAUACUAUCAUUUCGUCAACACCUGGUUCAUCCACCGUCGGAUCUGCAAGUGGAAGCAGUACUGGAUCGGGUAAUGUAACGAUGUAUCGAAUGAUUCCAGCCACACAAGGUGGUAGCGUUCAAACGUCCAUUCGAACUACGGGCUCUACAACAGGUCAUCCACAUCAAUAUAUAAAUAUCAAAACUGUUCAACAGCAAUCCGCAAGCAACAUGCCUCCCCCACCACCAACGUCUUCCUAUUCAACAUCAUCUUCUUCAUCAUCGUUUAAUCAUCCAAAUUAGCUCGAAUUGAAAAUUACAUCAAUCAAAUUGAUAUUUUAUAUUAACAAAUUUAAUCACUCAUUGUGGAUAACUCAUCGCUAUUGCGACUGUAUACAAUUAUUUCCCAAUAUCGACAUAAAUCUUUGUAAAACUAUUAUCAUUAUAAUUCAAUCGCAUUAUCAAUUAA
Messenger RNA from Dermatophagoides pteronyssinus (European house dust mite), 2102 nucleotides. RefSeq names its product TBP-associated factor 6 (gene Taf6). Lineage: Eukaryota; Metazoa; Arthropoda; Arachnida; Sarcoptiformes; Pyroglyphidae. The record is from RefSeq and is a predicted model, not a curated record. Gene Ontology annotation, biological process: transcription initiation at RNA polymerase II promoter; RNA polymerase II preinitiation complex assembly. Gene Ontology annotation, molecular function: protein heterodimerization activity; RNA polymerase II general transcription initiation factor activity; transcription coactivator activity. Gene Ontology annotation, cellular component: transcription factor TFIID complex; SLIK (SAGA-like) complex; SAGA complex.